Messenger RNA from Ooceraea biroi (clonal raider ant), 608 nucleotides. RefSeq names its product 52 kDa repressor of the inhibitor of the protein kinase-like. Gene Ontology annotation, molecular function: sequence-specific DNA binding. The record is from RefSeq and is a predicted model, not a curated record. NCBI's taxonomy places the organism in Eukaryota, Metazoa, Arthropoda, Insecta, Hymenoptera, Formicidae.
UGCAUUUCUCAUUGUAUAUGUUCUGUGGUUCACAUGUAGCAUGCAGACAUGCUGUAGGAAACCUACGUUCGUAGGUUAAUGUGUUCUCAUAAUAUAUACGCGUAAACGUUACAAUACGCAAGACAAACAUUAAAAUGUUGGUGUAUUGUUGUAUACAAGGGUGCAAGUCUACAACAUAUAAACCUACGAAACAAAAAAAAGAAAAUAAGAAUCAGCUACAAUUUUUUGGAUUUCCAACAAACACAAUACUGAAAAAGAAAUGGAUAGAAGCGCUCCUUGCUUCUGGCCAGAAUGAACAACAUGUAGCACAAAUAAAACAAUAUUGUCGAAUAUGUAACCUGCAUUUUGCCAGAGGUUGUAUUGAAAAACAAGGUUUUUCACAUCCUCGAUUAAAACCAAAUUCUGUACCAACAAUAUUUUAUAAUACACCGACAACAAGUGUGGCUGAUAGAGAAAAUAUUGAACCGGCAAUAUUUCUCAAUGCACCAACAGCAAGGUAUUAAUAUAUGAGUAAAUAUGUUUGAAUCGUGUACUAUUUAAUUAUACAGGGUGUACAAAAAGUAUCGAAACCCCUGAAUAUUUCGGAACAUACACAUUUUUGGAAAACA